Messenger RNA from Knipowitschia caucasica, 2052 nucleotides. The record is from the annotation of a GenBank genome assembly. NCBI's taxonomy places the organism in Eukaryota, Metazoa, Chordata, Actinopteri, Gobiiformes, Gobiidae.
AUGGAGAAAGGAGAAAGGUACACAUCAAAAGAGAUGGUGGAACUGCAGGAAAACCCUGAAGGCAUGCAACCCCCCCUGGUGGUCGAGCAGGUUGACCUCGCCCCAUCCCUGGCCCUUGGUCUGGGUCUCCCGGUCCCUCGCAGCUCUGUGGGUCGAGUCUUGCCCCAGAUCCUGGAAGAGCUGCCCCUACGAGACCAACUGAGACUCCUGCAUCAGAACGCGCUUCAGCUGAGCCGGCUGGUUCAGGACACAAACCAGGACUAUGAGAAAGAUGUUGGCUGGGAGCAGUUCCGUGUGGCUGUUCGCUCUCACAGCAGCUGGCUGAAACUCGUGCAGGAGGGAAACACGUCUGAAGUGCUUCUCAACAUGGGGCAGAAGGUCCUGAAGCAGUAUCUCCAGGCGCUGGUGUCCAUGAGUGAAGCUCUGAGCCGACAACUUGGGAGAUACGACAUGUACUCUGUGGUGGUGGGGCUGCUGCUGGUUCUACAGCUGCUGGUGCUGCUGCUCUUGUCUCUGCCUGAAAGCCUCAGCGGCGCCGCCCUGGUGGAUGUGCCACUGCAGUGCGUGCUCUCCUUGGGCUUCUUCUUGUCGUCUUUGCUACUGGGAGCGGUUCACGUGUGUGUGUGUACGUCUUCGCACAUGGGCUUCCUCUGCUCCGUACACUGGAGCCUGCCGUUGUCUGCUAUCGGCCUCAUGGGGGCGCUGUGCUGUGUGAACGCAGUGAUGACCCUGAGGCGGCUGCGGCCUGCGGAGAGGCACGCCAAGCCCUUGUCUUCUGGAGCCUGGUCUUUCUCUGAACUUGACUUGGUGUUGCUCUGUGGGACUCUAGGCCACGCCCUACUCUUAGGCUCCUCCUCCUUCGUUGAAGAGGAACACCAAAUAUGGUACUUCCUGCUGAACACGCUCUGCCUGGCGCUGUUUCAGGACGUGUGUCGGCGAUACUUCAGGGAGCGCCCUGAAUCUCUGGGGCUUGCGUCUUGCAAUGCCGACCUCCCCAACCCUGGAGACCCUCGGGACUUUGGCGUUAGCGCAGAGCGGGGGUUAGCUUUAGCCACUCCUCCCUUCACCCUGAUCUGUUGUCGUCUGCUCCGAGCUCUGAACCAGACCGGAAUCCAGUGGGCCCACCUGCCCGACCUGGGACACUGGCUCAACAGCUCUGAACACCAGGGGGUGUUGUCACUCCUGUCGGCUCUGUGCCUCGCUCUGAUCUUCUUCCUGGUCCAGAGGAAGUGUUCAGUCGUGUCCAAAGUCGCACUCGCCCUGGGGCUGAUGGGAGUUUACUGCUACAGAGCGGCCAUCGGCAACGUGAGCUUACCCUGGCACCGAGCACACCGCCACGCCAGCAAGGGCACCGUGGAGGCUCGGUUUGUGUACGUCUUUGUGCUGGGUCUCCUUUUCUCGGGGACCAGAGACCUACUGAGGUCCCAGUUUGGCUCUCUGCGCGCGCAGGGGAGCCUCCGUGCGCUGCGGUCGCGGGGGCUGUGGGAGGUGUAUGCUGGUCUGGUCCUCACAGUGGCGCUGUUGCUGCGGGCGCACAACCUGCCUGUGCUGUGCUGGUCUCUGCUCACACAAACGCUCAUGUCCCAGUGUGUUUGGAGUGCGCUGAAGUACGACGCAGCACAGGUCACCAUCAUGCACGCGUGGUUCGGGCAGGCCGCCUUCUACUACCAGGGGAACUCUAACAACAUCGGCACUGUGGACAUCUCUGUGGGCUUUGUGGGUCUGGACCGCUACAUGGAAGCUCCUGCGGUGCUCCUGACAGCACUUAGCACUUAUGCCGGACCCGUCCUGUGGGGGGCGCACCUGCUCUGUUACCUCAGCUACAGCAGGUGUCCUUCAGCCGUCUCUCACGCCUCCUUCUGCCUGGGCCUUCUACGCUCAAUCCCUUGUGUGGUCUUCAUGGUCCUCAUCACAGUUCUCAGAUAUCACCUUUUCAUCUGGAGUGUGUUCUCCCCAAAGCUCCUCUACGAAGCCAUCCACCUCCUAAUCACUGCAGGGCUGGUCCUGGUCUACAGUGCUACAGAGACCAGACCAGGGCUGGACGAAGACUGA